Messenger RNA from Triplophysa rosa, 907 nucleotides. Its product is annotated as myozenin-2. The transcript has 6 exons. The record is from RefSeq and is a predicted model, not a curated record. Gene Ontology annotation, cellular component: Z disc; actin cytoskeleton. Gene Ontology annotation, molecular function: actin binding; FATZ binding; telethonin binding. NCBI's taxonomy places the organism in Eukaryota, Metazoa, Chordata, Actinopteri, Cypriniformes, Nemacheilidae. The coding region runs from base 144 to 896 and encodes 250 amino acids.
CAGAAAGUCCAAAGUGUGUCUGAUGUGAGCUCACAUAACCGUUUGUGCAGCGGGACGGGACGCAUCAUCUACGCUUGUAUCCGUAGAACAGACUCAGGAAUUGAAAUUGGACAGGUUUUAUUAAAGGCCAAACACAUAUCGUCAUGCCUGUCCCAUACACUGACGUAUCCCAGAAGAAAGAAGUUUUGGAACAGUGCUCGGACCCAUGUGGAGCACGUCUCGACCUGGGGAAGAAAAUCAGUGUUCCUCUGGAUCUAAUGAUGGAGGAGCUCAACCUGAUGUCCAACAGAGGAUCUAUAAUGUUUCAGGAGAGACUUAAAAGAGUGGAGAAAUUCACAUUGGAGAACAUAGCAAGCAGGCCACACAAUCUCUCUGGGGAGUCACUCCAAGACCACAAUGUCGCUCAAGGUGAUAAAAGAGAGUGCUUCACUUCUCACGUCUACAUCAGCCAGCCUGGAAAAAACAGUCUGGUGGCCACACUCAAAAACACAGUCGCUAAAAAGGGAAGUCCUGAUGUUCUUGCACCUGGUUACGGUGGACCUCUGAGAGAAGUUCCUCAUGAAAGGUUCAAUGUCACGGUGAUCCCCAAGUCUUAUCAGUCUCCCUGGGAGGAAAAGCUCUUGGAUAGUGAGGCGUUGUUGGCUAGUAUCAGUACCCGCCUGCCCGAGCCUCCUCACAAACUCACACCUGCCAACUAUAAAUGCUUCAACAGAGCUCCUAUGCCAUUCGGUGGAACCGCAGGUACUGUGAGAACUCUACCACUCCCUGGCUUUGAACUACUACAGACUCAUACCGAGCCAAACCUGACCUGGGAAAGGAUGUGUCAUCGCCCCAACUUCAACCGCAUCCCGCAGGGCUGGAACACCCCCAUUGCUGGAGAAUCUCCUGAUCUGUGAUUUUUGGAGAA